This is a messenger RNA of Teleopsis dalmanni, 504 nucleotides long. RefSeq lists its product as uncharacterized. NCBI's taxonomy places the organism in Eukaryota, Metazoa, Arthropoda, Insecta, Diptera, Diopsidae. Bases 1 to 504 code for a protein of 167 amino acids. The record is from RefSeq and is a predicted model, not a curated record. The transcript has 3 exons.
AUGGGGAGCCUGCCAAAUUUACAUGAGUUGGAGCAAAUGGAACGCAAACGUCAAAAACGACGAGAGCGUGAACAGCGUGAGCAACUACGAGAACAAAGAGCGCGGGACUCUAGUCGAGAAAGAGAACGUUUGGCAAUGUUUGCUCAUCGCAAACAUUCAUCUUAUAAUGCAUAUCUGAUGGCUGGACUCGGUAUGGGUGGAGGCACAUUAGGUAUGGCAGCUGCGCACAUAGCUGGUGCAACAGCAACUGGUGGCGGUAAUGUUAGUAGUGGAGCAGGAGUUGCUGCUACGUCAGCUACAACAACAGCAGCGGCAAUGGGUGGUGUUGCUGCCAUGGGUGGCACUGCAUUAUUUGGUAUAAGCACACCCGUAGGCAUAAUAAACAAGUACCAUCAACAGCAUCAUCAUCAUCGUCAUUCAUUGACAACUAGGCAUCGCGUUUUGCGUACACGCAGUUCCGGUGCAACACACAGUAUUUUUGAUGAGCAAAUGAUGGAGGUAUGA